Molecule: messenger RNA, 7811 nt
Organism: Gopherus evgoodei (Goodes thornscrub tortoise)
Lineage: Eukaryota; Metazoa; Chordata; Testudines; Testudinidae
Gene: ZGRF1
Product: zinc finger GRF-type containing 1
Exons: 32
Coding region: 732-7391 (2219 amino acids)
Biological process (GO): double-strand break repair
Cellular component (GO): nucleus; site of double-strand break
Molecular function (GO): helicase activity; zinc ion binding
Source: RefSeq, a predicted model, not a curated record
AUCAGGAUUCAUCACUGAAUUUGAUUCUGUUGUUGGAUCAUUAGUAGAGCCUUGCAAAUCUGCAGUUAUCUGCUUUAUAUCCACAGAUCAUGUUUGCAGAUCCGAUGCAGAUAUACAUUUUGUAACUGUACAAGGCUCUAAUCAUUAGUUUCCCCUGGGUCGCAUGCUGAUGGGGAGUGCAACAUAAAUGCUGAUUCAUGAUGUCCACCUGUUGACUGACAGAUUCUAUAAUUUCCAUUCUUAUUCUUUUUCCAUUUUGUAACUAGGGAUGAGGUGAAGACUAUCUGAAAAUUCCCAUUCUGCUCUUAAGUAACCAUCUUUGUGUAAAUAGCUUGAUCUAGCACUGUUAUUAGCUCAAGUAAGGGGAAAGUGCAGACUUCUCUUCUGGUAUUGUAUUGUUCCACAAAUGGUGACGGGCCACAGAAUUGCAUAGUUGGGAACAGGAUUUUCCAUACACCUCUCUAAACUACCAAGACUGAGAAGAAUAAAGUUAUAGUAAAGGUUCUGAGACACCUUGUGCUUUCCCAUGUUUUAUGUCCUGCCAUACGCUUGUGUUGCUGUCUACAGAGCCAGCCAGCGAUUUCAAGAAGUUAGAGCAAUUGCCAGUGUUAGCUGUGUUCCUGGGGUUGUGUUUUAAUUGAAGUGUCAGCAAUUAAUGAUGAUGAAGAUCCCAAUUGUGAAGCUCUGAAUACCUGCAGUAAGCCUUUGGAUUGCUUUGUUUCACCUAAGCAAUGGCUUGUCAGGAGUUUACUGUCUUGUACACUCAUCAGAAGACUAAGAAAUCAAAAAUAUGGCAAGAUGGAGUUUUGAAGACCAGUAUUGGAGGAAAUAAGGCAACCUUAUUUGAUGACAGAGGACAAUGUUUGGAGAGUGUAUUUGUUAAAUCUCAGGUGAAACCUGGAGAUGACUUAGAAAGUGAUCGAUAUUUAAUCACAAUUGAAGCAGCAAAGGUUACUGAAAACUGUCGUAGUGAGCUGCCAAAGAAAACAGAAGCUCCUAUAUUGAACAGAAAUCGUUUGAAGCCUACUGGUCUAUCUCUGCCACAUCUACCUGUUGGCUUGAAAAGGAAACACACUGGCUUCCAAGGGCCACGUCAAGUUGAAAAGAAAAUGAUGCCAAUGGAAGAUGAUGCAGCAAUAAUAUCCCCUACAUCCAAGUGGUCUCAGUCUUCCUUUCCUUCUCAGUUGCAUAUCACCUCUCCUUUAUUUUCUACUACUUGCAAGAAGGAUGCAGAAACUAAUUUACCAUCACACUCUAAUGAUGCUUGCACAAGUAGCGAUAGAGACGGUAUGUCUGUCUCCUCACUGGUUUCCACUUCUUAUAUUGGCAUUCCCAAAGAAAUGAUACAUAAUAGAAACCAAAGUGUCUCCAUUUCUGGACAGAUGGAAUCAAAUUGUCAGACAAUCAGUGGUGUGGCAGUCUCACAGAACCUCAGGAGCAAAGCACAGAUUAUAGCACUUCUGAAAUCCAAGCCAACACAACUGUGCAAAGAGCAAAAACCUUCUGAAAUCACAGAGUGUUUUUCUGGAUGUCAGCCAUCAGAAAACACAAGCAUUUUAUUUAAACGAAAGAGUGAAACUCUAUCAGGACAUAUGGAUAACUCUGACAGAGAAAGCACCAAGAAUAUACAGCACCAGUAUACUACUGAGAAAACUAUAACUAAUAAUCAUUGGGAUGUAUAUAUGCUGCCAAAUUCGGCUGAACUAUCUUGUGAUGAAGAAGUUACAGUAAGGAAACAUGACAAAACAAGUAAUUUAGGUUUGGAUUUACAAGACCCUUACAACCCAAAGGCUUCAUGGUUCAUGACAGCCUUUGUGCAGCCUGUUGAAAAAGAGCUAAAUUACAGUCGCAUGGAACUAACAGAUCAUGAGAGGCAAUACAGCUGGGAUUGUAAAACAGUUUCUCAAGCAUCUGCAUCCAGUAGAACUGACUGGGCAACUCAACUGUCAACUAUUAAUGAAAGUUUAGGCAAAGACCAGCCAAAUACUUGUGUAUUAUCUGAAUCAAACAUAAAUAAAGAGAGUAACAUUCAAUUUGUCUCAUCUUCAGAAGAUGUUUAUUCUAGAAGCACAAAUGGGUCCAUUACCUUUGAAACAAAUCUCCCCAAAUCCAAUGAAAAUGUAGUAACUGAGAGUCUUAAAGAUUCAAAAGUUUCUUCUGCUCAGUCACAAAGUGAACCUCUGCCAAGAAUAAAUUCAGCAAGUGUAGUUAAUGAGUCUAGGAUUUCUGGUCAUAUAACGUGGGCUGGUUCUGGAGCUAUAAAUGAGGAAUUAACUGUAUGUGAAGAUGUUAGUGAUCAAGCUGAACAGUUCAUGGAGAUUAACUUCAAUCUGUUGGAUGCUUUUGAUUUUAGUGACACAGAAGAUAAAGUAGUAUGUGAAAGUAACAUGUUUUCACAGGGUUCAGCAUGCUUGACAAAGGGAGCUAUGGCACAAAAUGGUGAGAGGAGGGUUCAUAGGAACUGUGAAGUAAUGCUGCAUAGUAAUAAGGAAGGAGUUGUCAAAUAUUCAACAGUGCUGGGAGAGAGAGACGAUAAUGAGAUCAGAGAGACUCUGCCAUUAAAACUUGGUGAUGAAACCUGUGAAGGUUGUGACAAGAGUGUGAAAGAUGCUUUAACUCCUUUGAUUGAACUGGGACAGUCAGGGGCUGAAAACAUUGUAGAAGGGAUGAAUGCAAGUACAUUAAAUACUGAAACCACUAGCAGUAAGAAAGGCCUUGAUUUAUCUCCAGUGUGUACCGUUAGUGACUUAAUAGUGAAUAAAAAGUGCUCUAAUGAUUUUGUGCACAGUGGAGUCAGUAACUAUGAAUGUGAUACUAGGAACAACAAGUUUGAGAAAACUGAAAUUAUUUCAUAUGUUCCUGCUACUUUACAGACUUCUGUCAUGGACAAAAAUCCUGAAAAAGAUGUUCUACAUCUUGGAGGCACAAAUUCCCAGGAUAGUACUUUAGAAAAUUACUUAGGUGCUAGUGAUGAUGACAUGAAACCAAUUAGUCCUUUACAGGCCUUAUCACUAAAGGCUUGCAAUUCUGAUGACCUAUGCCAGUAUAUUACUGGUAAAUAUUGUACUGCAUUUGAUACAUUAGAUAAAGAACAUACUCCGGUUUCCAGAACUGCCACUUACCCUUUAACAAAAAGGUAUUCAACUUCAAAGGAAGCUGGAAUAGGUGAAACUGAGUCUGAAAAUGGAUCAAGCAUCAUGCCUUCCAUCCAUGAAGCCAGGGAAGGUGAACGAAUGGGAACUGAUUGCUUGAAACACUUGGCUCAAAUUGGUAAUUCAUCAGGGCUUCCUCAGUUGGCAAAUGGCAUUACUCUUUUAAGAUCUUUGACUGAACAUACGACAGCAUUAGAAAGUUUACAAAUGAUGGAGGACAAUAAUGGUUUGCUUUAUCAACGAGAGACUACUAAAGAGAAAAGUGAACCAGCUGAAGAAUUGGAAGCUAGGCAACAGUUAGCUGAAGUGUCUUAUUCAGAAGAUAUGCAGACCUCUUAUUUGUACUUUGGCCCUCCUGAAGUGGUGCAAUCUUCCAUGAACAAUGAAGUAGAGAAAUCUGUUGCUGCUUUCCGAGCUCUAGUACCAGGCCAGGGAACCUUUGACCACCAAUCAAAGCCUGCUGAAUUUCAAGGGCACCAGGUACAAGGAUCAGCCACUAGUGAGUUAGGGAUGAGACUACCCUACUCACAGCUAGAAUGGAAUCAAUACCCAGAAACGGUUGAGCACGAAAGCCUCACAACAGACAAUUGUUUAUUGUCACCCCAGUUAUCAAGCAGUUCUGUCGUGACUGGCUUAAUACAGUCCCCAGGCUCAAGAAGUCUUAGAGAAGAUGAUCGGAACUUUAUUACAGAAGAUAAUUUUCAAAAGAAAUGUGACUUUAUUGAAGACUCAGUCCCCAGUGCAUCUCCAGUGAUGUUGAAUUUUACAUCUUCUCAUUCAGAUUUUAAUUUGGGACUGACACAGUGGACUUCCUGGGAGCCCGACAAGAUGCCUCUCCUCAAAGCUUUGAAGGAAGUGUUUCAGGUGUUAUCAGUGCAGCAGGUUCCUUCUUUGAAUUCUGAUUCUAUGUCCCCAACUCCAAGGAGUGAAGAAAAUAGGACAGACAUACAAGAACAGAAGUUCCUGACAUCCAGAUGUUUACCAAGUGAUAAAGAUAAUUCAGCAUAUUUUUUCAGAAUAGAAGAGUCCUCCUGUUCAGGAGACGGCAACCUCUCAAGACUCCCGUCCACACUUAGAACAAGAAUGCCACUUAUCACUGUUCCUGCCACUGAGGAGAUUCCUGACUCAGAAGUUUAUUAUUCAGGUGUAAUUGACUGUGAGGAAGUCCAGCAAUCCUUUGGCUCUCCGACAGUCAACUUCUAUGACAAGUCAGGAGAAUUUCCUGUCUGUGCUUUUGCGCCUGAGGACAGGAAGUAUGAAACCUCUGUGGCUGUAGAGUGCUUGGAAGAAAGAGAAAGGGAGUUUAUACAGCCAGUGUUUUCUAAAGCGACUUCACAAAACAGACAAAGCAAGUGGCUGAAAUAUCAAAACAUGGCUCAAUGUGACGUGAUAACUCAAAACAGAGGUGAUGUGAAAUUGACUGAUUACUUCUGUGCUGAGAAUGUCUUUGGAAUGCCACAUGCUGACACUAGGGAGAGUCAGAGUGAUGACAUGAAUAAAAGCCUUCCAGACUCUGUGCAUCUGGAGAUGAUAAAAGGCAUACUUGGUAAACACGGCAGAAAUUUUAGCAGCCAAGAUUCUGUUUCAGAAGGGAAGAUAAUUUCUCUGCACUUAAACCAGAUUCCUAUUGCUGAAGAAGCACAAAAGGUGUUAGGUCAGCUGACUCACCGUGGUGUAAUAGGAGGCACCCAGGACAUAGCUAUCUCUGAGCUGUCUUUUCCCAGUGGGGAUAAAGUGAAAUGUACUAAUCUUCCUAAAAGGCAGACGUAUAUACCUACUGUGUUUCAAUCUUAUGUUCAUUACAAACAGAUCUUUACAGCUGCUUUGACAGAGCAAUUAAACAUACUGCUUUUUGAGCUGUCACAAAGGCUACACAAGGCUCUUUCCAAAGUGAACACAUCGUUUUGCAAGUCAGUGAAAGAUGGGCAAGAAGAAAGUAAGGAAAACUGUAUUCCACUCUGCAAUCACAAGCAUCCAGCAAAGCUUGUUAUGGUGAAAAAAGAAGGUCAAAAUAAGGGUCGCCUUUUUUAUACCUGUGAUGCCCCAAAAACUGACCAGUGUAAAUUUUUCAAGUGGAUAGAAGAAGUGAACCCAGGACAGCUAAAAUCCAGACACAGUCUAGUGCUUCAUGAUAUAAAAAGUAUUGGAGCUUACCUCAGAUGUCAAAAGAUUUCUAUCUAUGAGGACUGCCAGCUUUUGGAGAGAAGAGCCUUUGAUGUUCAAAGAAAACAUUGUAGUAAGCUAAAGAAAUUGAUGAUUGCAAAUGCCAAAUUUGAUGGGGAUUCUAAAAGCAAGUUAUAUCUUAAAUUGAGCAGAAAGGAAUACUCCUCUGUAUACAGCAAAGAUGACCUUUGGGUUGUUUCAAAGACUCUAUUCUUUGAAUCCCUGGACACUUUCAUUGCAUGUAGUGCUUUCUUUGGACCGUCAUCUAGCAAUGAAGUUGAAUUAUUGCCUCUGAAAGGCUAUUAUCCCUCAAAUUGGUGCUCAAAUGUGAUUGUUCAUGCCUUGCUGGUUUGUAAUGCUAGCACUGAGCUCACAACUUUAAGAAAUAUGCUGGAGUACUUCAAUCCAGCUACUGUACCACUAAUGAAGUACCUACUAAAAAUGCCUUUCAGAGCCGAACAUGCUAACAGAGUCGUCAACAAAAGAAAAUUUAUUCCGCCAGCUUUAAAUACCAAGAGCACAAUGAUGUGUGGACUUCUCAGUCCAGAAGUAACACUAGGAUUGGCCAGAAAGAUGAUCCAGACAUUCCAGCUGAACCCAGAUCAAGCUUCAGCACUGAUUCAAAUAGCUCAGAUGAUGGCAUCACAUGACAAUGAUGUACAAAUGGAAAAACAGCAGGCCUUCCCUAUCACAAUCAUACAUGGUGUUUUUGGAGCUGGAAAGAGCUAUUUGCUGUCUGUUGUGGUCUUGUUCCUGGUACAGUUAUUUGAAAGCAGUGAAGCAGCUGAAGGCUCAAGACCAACUCCAUGGAAACUUCUGAUUGCAUCUUCCACUAAUGUUGCUGUUGACAGGGUACUUCUUGGUCUACUAGAUCUUGGAUUUGAGGACUUUAUCAGAGUUGGAAGUGUUAGAAAAAUUGCCAAGCCAGUUCUUCCUUACAGCUUACAUGCUGGCUCUGGCAGUGAAAAUGAACAAUUAAAAGAACUGCUUGCCUUGAUGAAAAAAAAUUUAACUCCGGCAGAAAAAAUAUAUGUGAGGAAGAGUAUUGAACAGCAUAAGCUGGGAACCAAUAAAGCUAUUCUGCAACAGGUGAGAGUGGUUGGAGCAACCUGUGCUGCCUGCCCAUUCCCUUCCAUGAAUAACCUUAAGUUUCCUGUGGUUGUGCUGGAUGAGUGCAGUCAGAUGACAGAACCUGUUUCUCUCCUUCCCAUUGCAAGGUUUGAGUGUGAAAAGCUGAUUCUAGUUGGAGACCCUAAGCAGCUUCCACCAACUAUUCAAGGGUCUGAAGGUUCUCAUGAUAAUGGAUUGGAGCAGACUCUCUUUGACCGUCUUUGCUUGAUGGGACACGAUGCAGUCUUUCUUAGAACACAGUAUCGCUGUCACCCUGCUAUUAGUGCUGUAGUCAAUGACCUGUUCUAUGAAGGAAAUCUGUUGGAUGGCAUUUCAGAGAUGGACAGAAGUCCUCUGUUGGAUUGGCUUCCAACACUAUGUUUCUUUAAUGUUAAUGGGACAGAGCAGAUUGAAAGAGAUAAUAGCUUUUAUAAUAUGGCAGAAGUUUAUUUUAUAAUCAAGCUUAUCCAGUCCCUGACUGCAAGUGGAAUAGAGGGAUCCAUGAUUGGGGUGAUUACACUAUACAAGUCACAGAUGUAUAAGAUUUAUAAUUUACUUAGUGCUGUCCACUCGGAUGGUCUUGAGAUUAAAGCUGUCCAAGUGUCAACUGUAGAUGCAUUCCAAGGAGCAGAAAAGGAAAUAAUUGUUUUGUCAUGUGUGAGAACAAGACAAGUUGGGUUCAUAGACUCAGAAAAGAGAAUGAAUGUAGCUCUGACAAGAGGAAAGAGGCAUUUGUUGAUUGUGGGAAAUCUGGCCUGUUUGAGUAAGAACAAACUAUGGGGAUGCGUAAUUCACCACUGUGAAGGAAGAGAGAAUGGAUUGCAACAUGUAAGCCAGUAUGAGCAACAACUGAACAACAUUCUUAAAUAUUACUUGGAGAAAGAGAAAGAAGAAAAGAAUAAGCAAAAGAAAGAAAUCAAAAAAUCUCUUUCACAUCAGGAAAAGUGCUGCUGCCCACCUGAAUGACAUGAAUACAACUUCAUAGCAUGGUAAUCCAUGACAGAGAUGGAUGUAAAAGAGGAAACCUGUACAUUAGACAUGAAGUCUGGAAACUAACCAGAACAGCCUCUUAUAAAAUGACCAAAAAAACAACCAGAGAAGCCUCUUGUAACUUAUUGAAAAUAUAUUUUGUCAAAGAAUAUGUCUAUGCCCCAGGUCCAAGAAUGUUUUGUUUUGAAAGUGUUAGAAGUUUGGAAAAUUUGCUUAGUUAAGAUAUUGAAGCCAUCCUUCCUAGUUUCUGAAACAACUUGAAACCAGUAACUAGUAUUUCUUGUAUAUAAUGUAGAGAGCUUGGUUUUGCAAUGUGAUUUUAUAUAAUAUGCAUGUGUUGUUCAUUUUACUUGUACGUUCUUCCAGAACCUAAAAAUGAUUUUGUGAUUAAAAUAA